AUGUUGUGCUCAGUCCCCGGCGGGAAGCCCAGUUCAAAUUGGCUGGACCGACUCCGAUCUUCCAAAGGCUUCCCCACCUCCAGCGACGUCGGAUUAGACGACUUCCUUCUCACCAAACCCACCGCCGACGAAGACGCUUGCGAUUCCCCUACAUCCGAUGAUGCUGCCGCCUCCAAUUCCCUCGUCAAUUCCAACUCCGUCACGGAACAAGCCCCCGAAAUAUCCAGCCGAAAUGGUGAAGGGGACUGGUUCGGCGUGAUGACCAAUUUCCUCUCCGAUCUCUUCUACAUGGGCGGACCCACCGGAAUAACCAGGAAUAAGGGCGCCAGGAAGCAGACGAACCCUAAGUUCUGCGCCCUUCCUGCCUCGCCUGCGCUGCGGGGCGACGAGAAGGCGGCGGGUGUGACGAAUUCUUCGCUCAAUUCCAACAGCAAUUCAAACAUUGUACGAUCUAAGCGCGGUGGGGAUGGCGUAGAUGAGGAGAAGGAUAAGGACGAGUGCAGCCGUGGCGACGUUGAAGGGUGUGGAGGGGAUAGAGAGCUGAAAGGGUACUCGCGGAGUGAAGUGACGGUGAUUGAUACCAGCUACGAGGUGUGGAAGUUUGACAAGCUGGUGUUCAGGAAGAGGAACAUUUGGAAAGUGAGGGACAAGAAGGGCAAGUCGUGGGUGUCUGCUGCUGUGAAGAAGAAGAGGAAGAAGGGGAGUGGUCGGCUGGAAAGAAAAUUAUCAAUAUGA
Molecule: messenger RNA, 735 nt
Organism: Linum tenue
Lineage: Eukaryota; Viridiplantae; Streptophyta; Magnoliopsida; Malpighiales; Linaceae
Source: the annotation of a GenBank genome assembly